Prunus armeniaca (apricot) is the source of this 285-nucleotide messenger RNA. The record is from the annotation of a GenBank genome assembly. NCBI's taxonomy places the organism in Eukaryota, Viridiplantae, Streptophyta, Magnoliopsida, Rosales, Rosaceae.
AUGAGAAACACCACUGAAAGAGGACGGAGGGCCCCAUGGACAUUGAGUGGCCAAGACCACAGUGUCUGGAGUACUGGUCAUGGUCAAUCAUUGUUGAGCUUCGCAAAGGACAUAGGCAAAGGAUAUCCCCCUGGACUUGAUCAAACUGAGGGUCGAGGCCAGCAAGAAAAAGGUGAACACGAAGACGAUCCAGUUCGGUCUGACGUUCAGUCACGUCAGCGUCGUAGUGCAUGCGAUUUGAAGUACGGUGAUCAAUCUCCUGAAAGAUGGUCUGCAACUGGCUGA